AUGGCCAAGACGGGCGGGAGACCAGUCCACAUCCAGCCAGACUUUGCGCAUCAUACAUUCGCCUUUGACGGCUUCCUGCGCUCGCAACACCGCUUCGACGUCGCUGUCCGCCGCCCAAUAUGCCUCUCGUUUCGCCAAAGCGGCACCUGUCCCAAUGGCCCAGCGUGUCCAGACAAGCACAUCAAUGCCUCUGCGCACGCUCAACAAGGCCGGCUCAACUCUGUUGUCUGCAAGCACUGGCUGCGUGGUCUAUGCAAGAAAGCCGACGCUUGUGAGUUCCUGCAUGAGUACAACAUGCGACACGUCCAAGAGUGCAAGCAGUGGAAGGAGCAAGGGACCUGUGGCAAUGCAGAAGACUGUCUGUAUGCUCACCCUGCGCCAGGCUCACGCAACGGUAUCUGCGACUGGUAUAAGUUGGGCUACUGCCCUCUUGGUCCCGACUGCAAGCGUAAACAUAUCCGUCGCAAGCCAUGUAUGCGCUACUUGACGGGCUUCUGUCCAUAUGGGCUCGACUGCAGAGAUGCGCAUCUUCAGUUCCUUGUCCCGCUCAAGGGCCCUGCUGCGAUACCAACAUGA
Messenger RNA from Protomyces lactucae-debilis, 576 nucleotides. RefSeq lists its product as uncharacterized. The record is from RefSeq and is a predicted model, not a curated record. Lineage: Eukaryota; Fungi; Ascomycota; Taphrinomycetes; Taphrinales; Protomycetaceae. Gene Ontology annotation, molecular function: metal ion binding; RNA binding. Bases 1 to 576 code for a protein of 191 amino acids. The transcript has a single exon.